Messenger RNA from Cetraspora pellucida, 243 nucleotides. Lineage: Eukaryota; Fungi; Glomeromycota; Glomeromycetes; Diversisporales; Gigasporaceae. The record is from the annotation of a GenBank genome assembly.
AAUCUUUAGACAGCUCUUUGGUAAAUUUAGAAACUACAAAUGAUAUAAACAUAGAGUUAGUAACUUCAGAAAUAAGUGAAAUAAUAGAAGUAGAUCAAAGUGAUGAACAGGAUUAUCAAGUUUCAGUAGAGGCUUCAUUCUUAGAAACAAUUAAUAAUGAUGACAAGGUUAGAAGACGUAUAUUUAAAUGUACACAUUUUGGUAAAAGUGUUAGAAAUCAAGUAGUUGAUCUUUCGCAGCAGU